UUACGCAUUAUUUCAUUGUUUAGAUAAAGAAUUUCUCCCACCAACUAUGACAAAUUUAAGUGAUCUAUUUCAACAAUUAUUACAACAUCCGCUAUUAUCUGGUACGGAUCGAUGGAUUCUAUCACGAUUAGCUUAUGCUACAAUGCAAUGUCAUCGAGGCUUUGUAGAAUUUCAAUUUCCUUUAGCUACAACGGCAUGUUAUAAUUUUUGGUUGUAUGAAUUAUGUGAUGUGUAUUUGGUGAGUGAAUUUUUGAACGGGGAAUUUUUUGAUGUGUUUAUAUAA
Messenger RNA from Schistosoma turkestanicum, 283 nucleotides. The record is from the annotation of a GenBank genome assembly. Lineage: Eukaryota; Metazoa; Platyhelminthes; Trematoda; Strigeidida; Schistosomatidae.